CGUUCCCGAGAGAGUCACCGCUGGACCGAGUCGAUCUUCGCUGGCGAGUUCGUAGAGGAGGUUUUCACCAGAAACACAUUCACGCAGACGGCAGGAAUUCCCUUUGAAAGCUAUGUCGAAUUUCCUGGCCCAUAUCAAGUAUUUGACUGGCUCCCCGGACGAAUCGGCUGACCGGGACGGACGCGUUGUAGAAGAAUGGACAAGGAAAGGCGGCGUGACAGAUGACACAAGGGGCGCGGCAUUGCCCGAGGACACUGAGGAGAACUGGGACUCAGUACUGAACCUAUACACCGCCCAAUCUGCCUCUGGACCCGCGGACUAUCCUCCAAUACUAUCCAAGCUCGUUGCGAAACCGAACCUCCGAGACGUCCUCCCGUCACUAUCAUCAAUUCUAAACUCCAAAGGUUCGGAUGACUCGAUAUCCGAACAGCUCGCAGACAUCAUUGGCUUCGACGAUAUCGAGCUGGUGAUGGAAAUUUUGGCCGAUCGAGCUACCACAGCCAGAGCAGUAGAAGAUUACCUGCGCGGCACCGAAAACAGCCAAUCCAUUUACUCGCGGAAUAGCCCACAGAUCGGUAACCAAUCACAUGCCCCAAGUAGUAUUGACCCCGAGGCUGCUCGAAGACGUAUGGAGGAGACGUUACGCGCCAACGCCGCUCGCCCGCUGUUUACCGGAACCGCACAUGAUGCACCGGAAGUAUUGCCGCAUGUAUAUACAUCUGCAUCUGCGGUCCAAGGGAAUGUAUUAUCUCAUCUUGGCACGCGAUUUCUUCUACCCCUAGGUACGACGCGCAUGAUGAACGAGGAUUACGAAGAAGUCACAAUCCCACCUACAAAACCGGUCCCUCCUCGCAUAAAUGAACGUCUCCUUCCUGUCUCGGAGCUUGAUCCCCUCGCGAAAGGUUCCUUCCCUGGCUACACUUCGCUGAACAGGAUACAGUCCAUCGUGUAUCCCACUGCGUAUCAUUCAAACGAGAACAUGCUCGUAUGCGCUCCCACUGGUGCCGGUAAAACGGAUGUCGCCAUGUUAUCCAUUCUGCGGGUCCUGAAUCAACACAGGUCUGCCCACGGAAACAACUCAAUUGCCGCUUCGAUCCAAAGAGAUAGAUUCAAGGUGGUCUACGUCGCACCUAUGAAGGCACUCGCUUCCGAGAUUACUAGGAAGCUUGGAAAGCGGCUCAAAUGGCUGAACAUUCUUGUGCGGGAACUCACUGGUGACAUGCAGCUCACGAAGGCCGAAAUUGCGGAGACGCAAAUGAUCGUUACCACCCCAGAGAAGUGGGAUGUCGUGACUCGCAAGCCAACAGGCGAGGGUGAACUUGCAUCGCAAGUGAAACUGCUCAUCAUUGAUGAAGUUCAUCUGCUUAACGAUGAGCGUGGUGCAGUCAUCGAGACAAUUGUCGCGCGCACAUUACGACAGGUAGAAUCAACACAGUCUGUCAUUCGUAUCAUCGGCCUUAGUGCCACCCUGCCCAACUACAUCGAUGUCGCGGAAUUCCUCAGCGUGAACCGUUACACCGGUCUGUUCUACUUCGACUCGUCCUUCAGGCCUGUGCCGCUUGAGCAACAUUUCAUUGGCGUCAAAGGCAAGCCCGCGAGCCCGCAGUCUCGCAAAAACCUAGACCUUGUGUCGUUCGAGAAGGUAUCUGAGAUGGUGCGGGAGGGGCACCAGGUCAUGGUGUUUGUCCACGCGAGGAAGGAGACGGUCAAGACUGCCCUUGCCCUCAAGGAAGCCGCUAUGGCGGAUGGUUUACUCGACGAGUUCAUCUGUGAAGACCAUCCUCAGUUCGAUUUCUUCCGCCGGGACAUUGGGACGUCGAGGAAUAAGGAGAUGAAGCAGCUCUUCGAUAGCGGCUUUGGCAUACACCAUGCCGGUAUGUUGCGUACGGAUCGAAAUAUGAUGGAGAGGAUGUUCGAAGCAAGGGCGAUAAAGGUCCUGUGCUGUACUGCAACACUAGCGUGGGGUGUUAACCUUCCCGCUCAUGCAGUCAUCAUCAAGGGCACGCAAGUGUACGACUCGUCAAAGGGAUCUUUCACGGAUCUGUCUGUCCUAGAUGUCUUGCAGGUGUUCGGUCGAGCAGGUCGACCAGGACUGGAGACCAGCGGUGUCGGGUUCAUCUGCACUACUGAGGACAAGUUACAGCAUUACCUCGAUGCGGUCACUUCUCAGAAUCCAAUCGAAUCAAGGUUCAUUGGUGGUAUCAUCGACGCUCUCAACGCCGAGAUCGCACUGGGCACUGUCGCCAAUACGCACGAUGCAGUACAAUGGAUAGGUUAUACCUACCUCUUCGUUCGAAUGCGCAAGAACCCAUUCCAAUAUGGUCUUACUCGCGACCAGGUAGCAGACGAUCCGAAUCUCGGUACCAAGCGCAACCAACUCGUCGUUGAGGCGGCUACGAAGCUGGCUGAUGCACGGAUGAUCACAUUCGACAGGAUGACUGGUAGUUUCACGAUCCUCGACCUCGGUCGGAUCGCCGCGAAAUAUUACAUUAGGCAUGCAUCGAUAGAAAUCUUCAACAAGCAAUUCAAGCCAAAGAUGUCAGAGGCCGACGUCCUAGCAAUGUUGUGUAUGAGCACGGAGUUCGAUCAAAUCCAAGUUCGAGAUAAUGAGGUAGAGGAGUUGGAGCUGCUCAUGGAACACGUUCCAUGUGCCGUCAAGGGAGGCACGGACUCAAGUCAGGGAAAGGUCAACAUAUUGCUGCAAAGCUACAUAUCCGACAUCCGCCCGGAGGACUUCGCCUUGGUAUCCGACCAAGCGUAUGCAGCGCAGAACGGGGGCCGUAUCGUGCGCUCGCUUUUGGAGAUCGCCAUAAGCCGCAAGUGGGCGAAUGUUAGCGCUGUGCUGAUGGGCUUGAGCAAGGCUAUCGAGAAGCGCCUGUGGCCUUUCGAUCAGCCACUAAAACAAUUCCAACUGAAGCGGGAUGUGCUCUACAACCUCGAACGGUGGGCCGAUGACUACUCGGUCGCUGAGCUAGCUGCCAUGUCGGCAGCAGAGCUAGGCCAGCUCGUCCGACUCAACGAGCACCACGGUGGUGCUAUUCGCGAUGCCGCGAAACAAUUCCCCACAGUUGCGCUUGCCUACAAGUUACGGCCGCUGGGUUCGAACGUGCUGAGGAUCUCCGUACGCGUUACACGGAAGUUCAAUUGGAGCUCCAGGAUCCAUGGUUCUUCUGAGCCGUUCUGGUUGUGGAUUGAAGACGACGAGGGGAUCAACAUCUUACAAAUGUCGCAUCUGGUGUUUCGGCAAGGCACGGAUGCGCUGGAUGUUGAUUUUGUCAUCUCAAUACCAGAAAGCCAGCGACCUCCGUUCGCAACGAUACGAUUCGUCUCCGACAAAUGGAUGGGCGCGGAGGAUGAAGUCGCGGUACCAUUCGACGAUCUUGUCAUGCCGUCGGCUUCUGACUCGCAUACUCCUCGCCUGGACAUUCCAUUCCUUCCCCUCUCCGUUCUACACAGCCCCAUAGUCGAGAAGCACAUGUCGCGUAGAAUACACAGCUUCAAUGCUCUGCAAAGCCACGCGCUAUGGAGUCUUGUCAAUACGCCAUUACAUGCGCUGCUCUGUGCUCCUACAGGUUCCGGCAAGUCUACAUUAGCGCAAGCAACGAUAUGGAACACAUUGCAAAGUGCUACGGAAACAUCCUGGGUGCUCGUGGUGGUCCCGCGUCGCAGCGUGGCCGUCGAGAUGGUCACCGAAAUGCGUCCAAUCUCGGAGAUGCUCAACAUCCCCGUGGACCUGAGCACGGCAGAGGCAUUAUUGUCAGCUCCUAAGAAGAAGACCAUCCGUUUCGCUACUGGUGCUGAUUUGCUGCGGUCCAUAACACGCACACGGCACCUCAAAUCUGCUCUCUCGGGGCUGAAGCUAGUCGUAUGCGAAAACCUGGAACUGCUCGACUCUGCGUACGAGCUCGGGGUGUCCCUUCUUAUCCAUGCGGCGCAGACCCACCCAGUGCGGUUUGUCGGCCUAUCCAGUUCACUCAAUGACCCAGCCGACCUUGCUGCAUGGCUGAAUGUCGACCCCCUGGCCUUGCACAGUUUCCGGUCGAGCGACAGAGACCAGUCGUUGACUGUCCACACCCAGACAUUCACGACCCCGCAAUCGGCCGCCCUCUUCAAGGCGAUGGCAAAACCUGCGCACAUGGCCAUCCGGAAAGCACCCGGUGGGACCGCUAUCGUGUUCGUCCCGUCCCGCGCACAAUGUCGCCCCAUCUCCUUCGAUCUCACCACACAGUGCGCGCUGGAGAUGGAGACAGCCAGAGGGUACUUGCCUGAAGACGCCGCCGUGGAAAGACUCGAACACUACAGGCUGAGGCUCAGAGACAGCGAGCUCAUGGACCAUAUCUCUCGCGGCGUCGGCUUCUUCCACGAAGGCAUCGCAAGAGAGGACCGCAACCUCAUGCUGGAGCUGUACGCGGAAGGCCUCAUCCGCGUGCUCAUCGUUCCCCGCGACGCGUGCUGGAGCCUCCCUGUGCGCGCGACCACGGUCGUCGUCAUGGGCACACAGUAUCUGCACGUCACGGACGAGGAGCGGCAACUGCGCGACUACGGUCUCGAGGAGCUCGCCCGUAUGCAGGGCCGCGCGGUGAGCCACACCGGCGCGGGGCACUUCCACCUCUUCUGCCAGGUCGAGAGCAAGGACACGUUCAUGCGGUUCCUCAACGACGGCCUGCCGCUCGAGUCGAAGCUCCUGCAGACAGACGUGCUCCGGGCGUGGUACCGAGAUAGGCGGAAGGAUGGGAGCAUCGUGGAUAAGCAGCAGGCGGUCGAUGCGCUGUCGUUCACGUUCCUCGCGCGCCGGCUGACGAGCAACCCGGUGUACUAUGAUUGCUCUUCCACGUCUGUCAACGAGCUGCUUUCCCGUGUGGUAGACAGUCUGGAUG
Rhodofomes roseus is the source of this 4877-nucleotide messenger RNA. RefSeq names its product Sec63-domain-containing protein. The record is from RefSeq and is a predicted model, not a curated record. Lineage: Eukaryota; Fungi; Basidiomycota; Agaricomycetes; Polyporales; Fomitopsidaceae. The transcript is spliced from 24 exons. The annotation marks the transcript as partial. Gene Ontology annotation, molecular function: ATP binding; ATP hydrolysis activity; nucleic acid binding.